Molecule: messenger RNA, 441 nt
Organism: Cadophora gregata
Lineage: Eukaryota; Fungi; Ascomycota; Leotiomycetes; Helotiales; Ploettnerulaceae
Exons: 3
Coding region: 1-441 (146 amino acids)
Biological process (GO): SRP-dependent cotranslational protein targeting to membrane
Cellular component (GO): signal recognition particle, endoplasmic reticulum targeting
Molecular function (GO): 7S RNA binding; endoplasmic reticulum signal sequence receptor activity
Source: RefSeq, a predicted model, not a curated record
AUGUCAAAGGGGCAUCUGAGCAAUGAUGAUUUCUUCCUGCGCCUUUCAGAGCUCUUCGAUGAACGGCGACAAAAGGACCAUGGCAGCAUCUAUCUUACCCAAAAGCGCAUGACAUACGGCGAAGACACGGAUGUCAGCUCACCAGAAGCUACGAGCGAGGCGCCCUUCCCUGACCAGAACCCACCCCAACCAUUACCGAUCAUAAUAAGGGCGACGAACGGCAAGUCAAAGGCGAACAGGGAUAAAAAGGUCAAGCUGUCGACAAUUGUGGAGGUCAUUGCGCUAGAAGGGUUUUUUGCCAAGUAUGCGGAGGUGUGCAAGCUGGGGAUGUCAGGCCUGAAAAAGAGGGAUAGGAGUAAGGCGAAAGAGAAGCUCAAGAAAAAGAAGAAGCAAGGGGGUGCUGCGUCAGGUGCUCCUGCGGCUGCGGAACUGAAAAAAUGA